UGCUCCCUCAACGCCACCCCAGGGCUCAAUGGGUAAGUAGAGUCAUUGCAUCAGCGUCGACACCACCCUGUUGCCGCCGGGCGGCUCGAUUUGGAGAGGACAGGAACGACUAUCACACUGUUGACUGGUCUGCUGUUGUGGCGUUUGUGGGGCACUUUGCAUACGACGCACCUCACCACUCCGUUCUGAGCGGUGGCUUUCUCUCCUGACAGUGCAUGGCUUGAUGAACCUCAUCACCUGGCCCUCCAUACUGUUGUUAUGGUGUCAAAGAGUGGGCUUGUUUCUUCCAGACUCGACAGCAUCACGAGCGCCCACUCAUCGCAAGGGGACAUCGACAGAAGGAACAGACGAAGAAGAAAAAACCGCAACACCAACGGCCAACGGCGCAAAACCAGCCAAUCCCUCUACUCCAUCUAACCUGCGGGAAGAUGCGGUGGGGACGGAUCAUGGUCAAGGUCUUGAGGUCUGUGUGCCAGUCAGUGCGGGCUGCAUCUCGGUAUGCAAGGUACCAGGGGUAAAGAUGGUGGGAGUUGGGAAGAACAUAGGUACGGUUACAAGUGUGCUGCGUGCAAGAGUCUAAGAGGCAAGACUGGUGUGAUGAGACAACGAGAAAUCAUCAGAGAGGAUGAGGAAGAAGAAAGCGCUGUAGAGACCUGGCCAAGAAUGAUGCACUUUGAUAUGUGAGCGCCUCUGC
This is a messenger RNA of Colletotrichum godetiae, 694 nucleotides long. RefSeq lists its product as uncharacterized. NCBI's taxonomy places the organism in Eukaryota, Fungi, Ascomycota, Sordariomycetes, Glomerellales, Glomerellaceae. The transcript is spliced from 2 exons. The record is from RefSeq and is a predicted model, not a curated record. The coding region runs from base 224 to 580 and encodes 118 amino acids.